Molecule: messenger RNA, 1154 nt
Organism: Lampris incognitus (smalleye Pacific opah)
Lineage: Eukaryota; Metazoa; Chordata; Actinopteri; Lampriformes; Lampridae
Gene: vapb
Product: VAMP (vesicle-associated membrane protein)-associated protein B and C
Exons: 6
Coding region: 196-933 (245 amino acids)
Biological process (GO): endoplasmic reticulum membrane organization
Cellular component (GO): plasma membrane; endoplasmic reticulum membrane
Molecular function (GO): FFAT motif binding
Source: RefSeq, a predicted model, not a curated record
UCCUGCUGCAUCACAACAGCCGCUUAACAGCUCGAGCAGCGCCGGUGGACCCGGGAGGGCAGGAUAACCGUAGCUAAUUAUCAUAUUCAUACCUAUAUAUAUAUACACACACAAACAUCUAUACACAUAUUGUAACUUUAGACGUUAUAACAGCAUCAUAACCGGUUGACCUGCAGAGACUGGUUGCGUUGGGAUAUGGCCAGACAAGAACAGGUUCUGCUCUUGGAGCCUCAGCAUGAGCUGAAAUUCCGAGGUCCAUUCUCAGACAUGGUCACCACGACUCUCAAGCUCUCCAACCCUACAGACAGAAAUGUGUGUUUCAAGGUCAAGACGACGGCACCACGCCGGUACUGCGUCCGGCCAAACAGCGGCAUCAUCGACGCAGGCACCUCCAUCAACGUCUCAGUCAUGCUGCAGCCCUUCGACUACGAUCCUAACGAGAAGAGCAAACACAAGUUCAUGGUCCAGUCCAUGCUGGCACCGCCCGACAUGACGGACAUGGAGGGAGUGUGGAAGGAGGCCAAGCCAGAGGAGCUGAUGGACUCCAAGCUGAGGUGCAUGUUUGAGCUGCCAGUGGAGAACGAGAAAACGCACGACAUGGAGUCCAACAAGAUGAUGUCAUCCAGCCUGCUGAAGUCGGAGUCCUCCACGCUGUCCAUGAAGUCCAUGGGCUCCACCCUGGACGACGGCGAGGUGAAGAAGAUCAUGGAGGAGUGUAAGAGGCUGCAGAUGGAGGCCCAGAGGCUACGGGAAGAGAACAAACAGAUCAGGGAGGAUGACGGCCUGCGAAUGAGGAAGACCAACGUGAUGUCAUCUCAGCACCCCUCCGCCUCUGUUGCCGUGGUGAAGGAGGAAGGGCUGAGCGCCCGCAUGAUGGCACUCAUCGUGCUCUUCUUUGUAGUGGGCGUCGUCGUGGGCAAGUUGGUCUUGUAGAGAGAGAGAGAGAGAGAGAGAGAGAGAGAGAGAGAGAGAGAGAGAUGGAGAGAGGGAGAAAGAGAGAGAGAGAGAGGGAGAGAUGGAGAAAGAGAGAGAGAGUGCAGCGCGAUUCGGUCGGCCGCAGCAUGCUUUUAGGAUGGGAGGGGAUGGGGACGAAAACAGACAAAACAAAAACAAACACUAGAUCUUGCAUUCUGGUUCGGAAAUGCCACGGUCCG